CGCCGUUGAAUAAUAAUACGGAAUAACGACUCUCAGCUCACUCCAGGAAGUCUUGUCGAUCCGAGAUGGAAUAGGGCAGAAGCUCUAUCGAGAUUGUUCUGCUCCUCUUCGCGCCGUCGUUGAGCGGUAUCUCCAUCCAUCGGCCUCUCUGACCGCCCCGGCUCAUGUCCUAUCAAUUCUAACUCUGUCGCCACUAUCUACCUAAUCGACGAUGGCAGACGACGCAGAGCUCGAGUCUUUCAGACGCCAAUGGCGCGAGGAGGUUUCGCACCGGACAAGGCAACAGACGAAGCAGCAACCCCAAGACCAGGCAGCCCCGUCUUCGGAACGGUUUCCCCCAACACGGCAUGAAGCAUCGGACCGCAAGGAGGAUGACCUGCUGGAAGAGGAUUCCCGAUCGCACUCCUAUGCAGAGUUUGUUCAGAAAGUCGAAAAAUUGAGUCUAGGAAGGGAAGAUGAGGACGGUUUCCAGUCACUGCCUCAGAAGGAACCAAGCUCUGCCCUGGAGCACUUUGAGAAGGCAGUGGAGAAGGAGGCUGAAGGAAGUUUGGGAGACAGUCUAAGUCAUUAUCGCAAGGCAUAUAGGCUUGACUCCAGCGUCGACAAGACGUACCGGAAGAAGCAUUUCGGCCAUGCCUGGAAGCCAACGCAGCCUGCUGCUUCCCAAGCUCCAGUCGUCCCAGAGUCAUCGUCGGUGACACAAGAGGACGGCAAUCCCCUGCCUACUCCUGAGCUGAUUGCUUCGUUCGCAAACCUGAAAAUUCCACAGGCAGAACCGCUUAUUGAGAACACUCCACCACCACCGUGCCCUAUCUCCGAGGUCCCCUCUGAGGUCAUCGUGGAAAUCUUAAGACACGUUGCGCUGAUGGAUCCUGCCUUACUGCCCCGCCUUGCCCUGGUAUGCAAGCGGCUUGCCUACCAUGUUGCCCACGAGCAACAUAUCUGGAAGAGACUGUGCCAGGGGCCAGAGUUUGGAUUUGAGAGCAUGCACUACUCUUUUGCUUGUGAUGUUGCGGGAAACCCGGUCCACACGCUUGGGACACGCUACACUCCAUUCCCUCGAGACCGCCCUGUCGAGAUUCCGAAGCCACUGUCAACGUGGAGUCAAGUUUUCCAGACAUUUCCCAGGAUCAGGUUUACUGGAGUGUACAUUAGCACCGUCAAUUACACACGACCUGGAGCAGCGUCCGCCUACUCGACGGUGUCUUGGAACACUCCGAUCCAUAUUGUGACCUAUUAUCGAUACCUUCGCUUCUACCGCGACGGAACGGUUAUUUCCUUGCUGAGCACGACCGAGCCUGUUGAUGUGGUUCCUCAUAUCAGCAAGGAGAACGUGAUAUCCGCCCGAGCAGCCGCUUCCCACCAGCGCCAUCAGAGGCAUAUUUCCGAUUCUGGGAACACACUAUCUGGAGAUGCUGCCACCAAUCCAGUGCCCCCUACGGCGAUGGCGACUCUGAAAUACGCUCUACGUGGCAGGUGGCAUUUGACACCCCCAACUCAAACUGCAUCCGAAGAUACAGAUACCGGUGAACCGUCAAGAUCCAGGCCUAGUGCUCACUCGCACAAAGCCGGUCAGACGACUGGCAUCGGUCACGAUCCGCGCGAUCUCGUUAUUGAAACAGAAGGCGUAGACCCAAAAUACACGUAUAUGAUGCAUUUAUCCCUUCGCUCUCCAACUGCUUCCCGCCCUGGCGGUCCGAACCAGGCACCUUCUAACGUCUCCAAGAACACAAAACUGAUAUGGAAAGGGUUCUGGAGUUACAACAAGUUGACAGACGACUGGGCCGAAUUCGGACUGCGGAAUGACCGAGCGUUUGUCUUUAGACGUGUCCGUGGCUGGGGACUGGACAAUAAGUAGUUGGUGAGGCGCUGCUAGUUAUAUAUGAGUACAUACGCAUAAAGAUGUAAGUAUGUUGAGGCAGUCGGUCACGUACAGUCAAUGACGUCUGGAGACCUCGAGCCGCACAUAUAAAUAUGGCCUGUGCAUAUUCCACCAAGUAGCUACAUAUACUGCCUGGACGGAGAGGAAAACAACAUGAUUGCACGAUAAAGAAUGAUUCUAAGAUUAGAUACUAGAUUAACGAAGAUCAGUUUCGAG
Molecule: messenger RNA, 2098 nt
Organism: Paecilomyces variotii
Lineage: Eukaryota; Fungi; Ascomycota; Eurotiomycetes; Eurotiales; Thermoascaceae
Product: putative F-box protein
Exons: 2
Coding region: 212-1858 (548 amino acids)
Biological process (GO): SCF-dependent proteasomal ubiquitin-dependent protein catabolic process
Cellular component (GO): SCF ubiquitin ligase complex
Molecular function (GO): protein binding
Source: RefSeq, a predicted model, not a curated record